Messenger RNA from Melanaphis sacchari, 1875 nucleotides. RefSeq names its product protein Wnt-2 (gene Wnt2). Bases 589 to 1707 code for a protein of 372 amino acids. Gene Ontology annotation, cellular component: extracellular region. The record is from RefSeq and is a predicted model, not a curated record. The transcript is spliced from 5 exons. Gene Ontology annotation, biological process: cell fate commitment; multicellular organism development; neuron differentiation. Gene Ontology annotation, molecular function: frizzled binding; cytokine activity. Lineage: Eukaryota; Metazoa; Arthropoda; Insecta; Hemiptera; Aphididae.
ACGGGGCAUUAAAGUCUCCGACGUCAUACAGUCCGCGUGUGCACGCUCUUCUUCGUAUACGUAUACGCGCGUAAAUGUACCGCGAUCGCAUAUCGUACCUAAGUAUGCGAUAAUAAUAGUAAAAAAUAAUAAUAAUAUAAAAUCAAUUGUAUGCGACGAGAUUAUUAACGUUACGAUAGUGCGUUACGCCGGGCCGGUUUAAAAAUAGCUCAGGAUCAUCGUUACGCCUAGACCAUUAUUACAACGCGUAUAAAAUAAAUUUACUAAUAUUCAUCAGAUAUUAACGGAUCAGCUGCAGCUGCAGUCGUAAAUUGUAAUAAUAAUAUGCAUGCGCCGUGAUUCCCGUCAAUAUAUACGCGUUAUCGUGCAAAUAAUAUUUUGAUUCGCCGAGUUUCGUGUCGUUAGAUCGAUGCCCGUCGUCGGUCGGUAACUGCGUCGCGGUGGCGCGCGAAUUCCGUCGGCCUUCGGCGGGUGCGGGAAGCAUGCUUAAGUGAUAAUAACGCCACAAAAACAGCGGAUCGUGGCUAUCGGUAUACGGGACGGCCCCGGGGGCAUGCCGCCGGUUUCAUAGGGCUCCGCUGGCCCAUUAUGCGCACAGUCCAGACGGGUAUCAUCAUCAAGGCGUUGUUUUGGAACAUUUUGUUGGCCGUCAACUUCAGGAUAUUGGCAAGCGCGUUUGGUGCCCAAGUGAUUUGCAACAAGAUAGUCGGACUGACGGCAGGUCAACGGAGGAUUUGCGCCGCUGCACCUGACGCUAUGGCCGCCGUCGGUCACGGCAUACGGAUGGCCAAACAAGAAUGCCAACAACAGUUUAGUACACAUCGGUGGAACUGUACGGGACUAUCAAAAGGCAACCCGUUCGGACACUUACAAAUCACUGCAAGCCGAGAAGCCGCCUAUAUGUACGCUGUGAUCAGUGCCGGCGUGACGUACGCGCUGAUGGAUGCGUGCAGCCGGGGCAACAUAUCCAUUUGUGGAUGCGACGCACACUAUCCGAGUGCCUUGGAUGACGGGCCAGCAGCUACCGCGUGGAAAUGGGGCGGAUGCAGUGUGGACUUGGGCUUCGGCAUGGGGUUUGCCCGCAAGUUCCUUGACGCCCAGGAAUCGGACCCUAACGAUUCUCGAAGUUUGAUGAACUUGCACAACAACAAGGCUGGCAGAAAGAUUGUCAAAAUGCUGUUGAACACCGACUGCAAGUGUCAUGGAGUGUCCGGGAGUUGUACAAUGAAGACGUGCUGGCACAGUUUGCCACAUUUUCGGGAAGUCGGCAAAGCUCUCAUGCGAAAGUACCGGAAGGCACGUAGUGUACAGGCCGCGGGAGCUGUAACCGCUGUCAUAGGUGGUAAUCCGCAAAGAGCUUCCGGCAAACGGUCGUCAAGACGACUGAGGCUCAGGCUCAGGUCAGCCAGGUCAGCAGCGACUGGAUCGGCUGACGAGGAGGAGCCGAAGAUCACCGAGCUCGUUUACCUGGAACAGUCACCCAACUACUGCGACCGGGACUUUGGCACCGGAUCACUGGGCACGUACGGCCGUUCCUGUAACCGGACUUCUGAGGGCACGGACGGCUGUGACCUGAUGUGUUGCGGACGCGGGUACAACACGCACCAGUUCACCAGGACCAAACAGUGCCGAUGCACGUUCUAUUGGUGUUGUUACGUCAAGUGCGACACGUGCGUGGAACGGACCGAAGAAUACAGUUGUAAAUGACGUGCUCGUAUUAUGUAAAUUAUAUAAUAUAAUGUAUAAUUGUUACGUUGUUUUAUAAACUUAUCGUAUAUUUUUGUAUUGUCCACGUGUGCCCAUACUAUUUAUACGAUAUUUUAAUUUAUAUUACCACACACAAUAUUAUUGUAAUAAUUUAUAGGUAUAUAGUUU